UAAAUUCUAACAAAAAUGCAUCCAACAAUAGACAACUUUAGUGAGUCACAAAAAGAAGUGCAUACCAUAGACAUUGAUACGGAGAUUCAGAAUAUUGAUUCCAUUAUUGAGACUGAAGAUAAAAUUAAAAAAAUCGACGAACUGUUCCAAGUUCAAACUGAGGUGGGCUUCGUGAUUGAGAUGACGGCCGAUGGCACACUAUCAAAUGGGAAGCAGAAGCCACUUGGUGUUGCAGAGGCCGUUCAAAAAGCGCGCGACACUUUCAACAGCGGUCGCACUCGCCCCGUAGAAUGGAGGAAGGAACAGCUACGCAACCUCUUUCGUAUGUACGAAGAGAACAGAAACGCUAUGAUCGAUGCGCUUCACAAGGACCUGCGCAGAAGCAAGAUGGAGGCCACCCUGCUCGAGGUGGAAUACCUGAUCAACGACCUCAAGGAUACGCUGCACAACUUGGACGAAUGGGUUAAGCCUACUAGGCCGUCUAAAGGCUUUAUCAACAUAAUGGACGACGUGGUGAUCCACAACGACCCGUACGGCGUGGCGCUCGUCAUCGGCGCGUGGAACUAUCCGCUGCAGCUGCUUCUGCUGCCGAUGGCCGGGGCGAUCGCGGCGGGGAAUGCCGUCAUAGUGAAGCCGAGCGAGCUCAGCGUGGCGUGCGCCACUUUCGUGGCGGAGACGCUGCCGAAGUAUUUGGAUAAUGACGCAGUGAUAGUGGUAGAAGGCGGUCCGGAGGAGACCACCGAGCUGCUGAAGCAGAAGUUCGACUACAUCUUCUACACGGGAGGCACUAAUGUGGGCCGCAUCGUGUACCAGGCCGCCACCAAGCACCUGACGCCGGUGACACUGGAGCUUGGGGGGAAGAGCCCGGUCUACAUCGACAACACAGUCGACAUCAACAUCACAGCGAAGCGCGUCCUCUGGGGCAAGUACAUCAACGCCGGGCAGACCUGCAUAGCUCCAGACUACGUACUCUGUAACAAGGAAACUCAAGAGAAGUUUCUCGAAGCCGCCAAGAAGGUUCUCAAGGAGUGGUAUGGAGAGGACGCGCAGAAGAGCCCCGACUUCUGUCGCAUCGUCAAUAGCCGGCACUUCGGUCGUCUCCAAUCCAUACUGGACACAGACAAGAGCAAAGUGGCCAUCGGAGGCAAAUACGACCUUCAGGACAAGUACAUAGAGCCCACAAUCAUAGCCAACGUGAAGCCGGGUGACAAGGUUAUGGAAGACGAAAUAUUCGGGCCCAUCCUACCCAUAGUGCCCGUUGAAAACGCGUACGAAGCCAUUAAGUUUAUCAAUGAAAGAGAGAAGCCGCUAGUGAUGUACCUUUUCACUGCGGACAAGAAGAUUCAGGAUAGUUUCGUGAAGAACACGAGCAGCGGCGGCAUGUGUGUCAAUGAUACCAUGAUGCAGAUGGGAGUUGACACGCUUCCCUUCGGCGGGGUAGGCAACAGCGGUAUCGGCGCCUACCACGGGAAGGCAACGUUUGACACCUUCACACACAAGAAGAGCUGUCUCGUGAAGAACUUCUCACCUAUUGGCGAGAAAUUGGCCUCCGGCCGCUACCCCCCCUACUCGGACGGCAACCUGUCCUUCAUCACGACGCUGAUGCGCAAGCGCCACGGGCCCUCGCUCAAGUACCUGCCCUACUUGCUGGCCUUCGCUCUCGGCGCCGGCCUGUCGUACGGGGUGGUCGCUUUUAACAAGAUGUACACCGAGGAAGCCUAGUAGUUGUAAUCAACUAGAUAGAACCGUGAUACGCAGAUAACAGGAAACAAUGUGAUAUAUAUUUUAAGUAAAACGUUAUUUACAUAUUUUUUUAUCACAGCACAUUCUUUAUUAGACCAUAAUAUUGUAACUGGGGUGAAACGUAAGUACGGCGUUAUAAGUUAAAGUCUGU
Plutella xylostella (diamondback moth) is the source of this 1894-nucleotide messenger RNA. NCBI's taxonomy places the organism in Eukaryota, Metazoa, Arthropoda, Insecta, Lepidoptera, Plutellidae. The record is from RefSeq and is a predicted model, not a curated record.